UCAGAAGCCAUAGCUUGUUUCACCUAAAGAGAGAAAAAAAGGCUUUGCUCCAUCAACCUACCUACCCCCACAGAAGCAAAUGGAGUUCAAGCCCAAGGCGACCGUGUGCGCGGUGAUGCUGGUGCUGCUCCUGCUUUCCUCCUACAGCGGCGGCGGUGGCAUCGGCGUGGCGGAGGCGCGCAUUUGCACGGGGAAGAGCCAGCACCACUCGUUCCCGUGCGUCUCGGACAAGAGCUGCACCAAGACGUGCCUCAGCGAGCACGGCGCAAAAUGGACGGCCGGCUACUGCAAAAUCAGGCGCUGCACCUGCCAGAGGGAGUGCUAGGGCAGACGCUCCGCGCGCGAGCUCCCCCACCCCCGCCCCGUCCAUGGCGCCGUCUGUCAAACGAAGCCACCUAUGUAUCUUAAGUCUUAACUACCAUGUACCCACUCGCCGCCUCUGUCAGGAGAUGUAAUAAAACGUGGCGCGGCGACCCGCCGGCGCGUCACCGCUGUACGUAGCAUGAUGCAUGCCACGCGUUGCUUUUGGUAACAAAAUAAAUUGAUUUAU
Messenger RNA from Triticum dicoccoides, 550 nucleotides. Its product is annotated as defensin-like protein 1. Lineage: Eukaryota; Viridiplantae; Streptophyta; Magnoliopsida; Poales; Poaceae. Gene Ontology annotation, biological process: defense response. The transcript is spliced from 2 exons. The record is from RefSeq and is a predicted model, not a curated record. Bases 80 to 325 code for a protein of 81 amino acids.